This is a messenger RNA of Poecilia reticulata (guppy), 1031 nucleotides long. It is a transcript of the gene nudt3b, whose product is annotated as nudix (nucleoside diphosphate linked moiety X)-type motif 3b. NCBI's taxonomy places the organism in Eukaryota, Metazoa, Chordata, Actinopteri, Cyprinodontiformes, Poeciliidae. Gene Ontology annotation, cellular component: nucleus; cytoplasm. Gene Ontology annotation, biological process: adenosine 5'-(hexahydrogen pentaphosphate) catabolic process; diphosphoinositol polyphosphate metabolic process; diadenosine hexaphosphate catabolic process. The record is from RefSeq and is a predicted model, not a curated record. Gene Ontology annotation, molecular function: diphosphoinositol-polyphosphate diphosphatase activity; bis(5'-adenosyl)-hexaphosphatase activity; bis(5'-adenosyl)-pentaphosphatase activity.
UCGCUAGGCAAUAUCCUUACGCCCGCAGAGCUGUUAAAUGUUACAUUACGUCGUGGGCGUAAAGGCUCCUUGUAAUGGCGACCGUGCCGUAGAUGUGCCUAGGUUUGUGAAAAUGAAGCGGAGAAGAAGUUAUUUCUUUUAAGUAAAACGCCGAGGUUCCCCGGAGGAGGACUUUGCGUCGAUAACCGUCAUCUUCAUACGUGGUAAACAAAGCUGUACUUUUAUACUUUUGUGCUCCCGAAAUGAUGAAGCUCAAAUCAAACCAAACCCGGACGUACGACGGGGAUGGCUACAAGAAGCGGGCAGCCUGUCUGUGCUUCAGGAGUGAGUCGGAGGAGGAGGUGCUGUUGGUGAGCAGCAGUCGACAUCCUGAUAAGUGGAUUGUUCCUGGAGGGGGAAUGGAGCCUGAAGAAGAGCCUAAUGUUGCUGCAGCUCGAGAAGUGUGUGAAGAGGCCGGUGUGAAGGGAACCUUGGGUCGCUUAGUUGGAGUAUUUGAGAACAAGGAGAGGAAACACAGAACCUACGUGUAUGUUCUAAUUGUAACAGAAGUACUGGAGGACUGGGAAGACUCGGUCAACAUUGGGAGGAAAAGGGAAUGGUUUAAAAUAGACGAUGCCAUACAAGUGUUGCAGUGUCACAAGCCCGUGCAGGCCACCUACUUCGAGGCUCUCCAGGAGAGUUGCCUGACCAGUAAUGGAACGCCACUGGUGACCACGAUAGGCGAGGACCUCUCACCAACCUACAGCAUCAAUCAGAGCUCCGUCUCGGGUAUCAGAUAACUAGAACCACAACUCUGAUUUCCCCCUGGAGCUUUUGCCACCACUUGCGCUCUUACUUGUGUCACUUCUUUCUCUUCUCCUCUCUUCUGUCCUCUCUACUGUUUUUUUUUUUUUUUGGUCUUUUUUUUCAGUAACAUGGUUUGCCUUGCCAACUCCUUUGUGCCAGAAUUGUGGCACAGACUUGAUGACAAGUGUUGGGUGAAUAGACUGAAACACUUUGUAAAUGUAAUUAAAUGUAAUUUUUGAUCCCUG